This is a messenger RNA of Amoebophrya sp. A25, 1869 nucleotides long. NCBI's taxonomy places the organism in Eukaryota, Dinophyceae, Syndiniales, Amoebophryaceae. The record is from the annotation of a GenBank genome assembly.
CAGCGAUCGGUCUCUGCGCCAGCGGCUUAGGGUUUAGGACUUGCGGCACCCCCCGAGGCCACAUUAACUAGCUAGCUUAAGUAAUUAGUUUAACUAGUUAGCUUAAAUAAUUUUUCAAGUUGCCUAGCUCUUUUUUUUAACGGAAUUUUAUCUUAUUUGGAGCGAUGUCAUUGCUCUAAACAAAACUCUGAGGACUGCUAUUUUUCAUCGUGGGAAUGGCAUUCGCAUGCACCCCAUGAAAGUAGAAAAAUCUCGCAUAGUUGCACUCACUGACGCAAGUUACAACCGUCGCAAAACUUGCCCGUCUGUUUUUGCUGGUAUGUUUUUCGUAUCUGGCUAUGACGUCGACUGCGACCAAAACCUUUACACCAACGAGCCUACCGACCGUCUAGCGCCAGUAUCUAGUAAGCCCGCAUGGGUCCGCGCUUCUCUGGUAUUUUGGAGAACUCGAGUAGUUAUACGUAGGGUAGGCGCUAUUCUUGACGUUGCGACAUUAUCUAUUCAGUGCGGUUCCGUAGCAGCGGAAUACUUACAAAAUCUAGGUCUCGGGAUGCAAGUUGUGUGCAGUAAGCUUAAGCCUUGCAUUUUUAACGAUAACGACUCAACAAUAACUCACGUAAAGAGUUCGAACAAGCACAAGAACCCAAGAAUGAGUGUUAUCUGGGGGGCGCUACGUCAAGCGUUCACUAGUAACAAGCUUGCUCUUAAAUUCUUGUGUGGUAAAAGUUUGAACAUUGUGGACGUUGGGACUAAACUAAAGUCUAACGCUUUGCCUUUGUUCAUAAAGUCACUACGACUAGGCAAGCUGUUUAGAACGCCUUGAGCACAGCGGUUACGGCAGAGCUGACUUAUGUUUUUCUUCUAGCGUAUAAAUCAACAAACUUUACCUUGUGCGUCCUGAACGACUUACUUUUUCCUACUUAAACCGUUGAUAAUUUAACCCAUUAACCUUGACUCGUAAGGCUAGCUGCAAAAGAGUUCGCUUACCAAAUAGUGUAGUAGCGGUAAGUCAGUAGAACUACACAAGAAAACAAGUAAAGAAAAUUACUGAACACGUAAAGAAGACCCACUCUAAAGGGAAAGGCUUUAGGCUGGCUCGUCGCACUCUCCGCGAUAGUGAUUUGCAUUAGACUGGCGUAGGUUAGUACUCUCUUUCACAUUGUUUGUCGUUGUAUACGUUUGCCCAGCACUGUUAACUUGUUGCUAAAUCAACCUUGCUCGCAAAACAUCUGAUCAAUGUCAUGCGUCGCAAGCUUUUAGGUUGGCGGGUGUGAGAGAAAUCCACACUGCGUCAAUCUGUUUGAGUUGUUUGCUGGCAAUCUGUUGAGAGUUGAGCCAUAAGAAAAGCCAAAGCCUUGGAGUGAUUUAGUUGAGUAAUUAAGUGCUUAAAAGAAAAACGAACUUAAGUAGCAACGCACUGAAAACACACACAAGACAAAAACACUUUGACACUUUCUUUUUCAACAGGCGUUUUAUGCAUUUGAAUAAACACCACUCAACCCAAGAAAACUUUUGGUACUUAGCGCGUUCAUUCACUGGAGGAGGAAGAGCCCAAUAUGCAAGAAUCUGUCAUAGAUGCUAAAAUAAUUAUUCUACUCCGCCAUAUGUUGUUACAUUUAUAGGAAUUUGUAACAUAUAUCAUGAUAAAGUAAAAAAUGGCUUUGAUCUCUCAAAUCUUCUGCAGCAGCUGCUAGUUUCCUCCGUAGGAUACGAAGUCAGACAACCACGCGCCGCCUCCUCAUCAAAAUUUUAAGAAAUCGAAGUCCCACAAGCAUCAUCGCCAUCAGGUCGCAUUCGCAACUUUUUUAUUGGUACUCACCUCAUCAAGGAUCAUCUUCAUCCCGCAUUCAAAAGCAACGAGAAGAAAAU